Molecule: messenger RNA, 1137 nt
Organism: Empidonax traillii (willow flycatcher)
Lineage: Eukaryota; Metazoa; Chordata; Aves; Passeriformes; Tyrannidae
Product: amyloid-beta A4 precursor protein-binding family A member 1-like
Exons: 7
Biological process (GO): chemical synaptic transmission
Cellular component (GO): plasma membrane; dendritic spine; cytoplasm
Molecular function (GO): protein binding; amyloid-beta binding
Source: RefSeq, a predicted model, not a curated record
GACUUCUGGUACCACUCGUGGGAUCCAGAGGAGGACCAGAACCUCAACCGGACUGUGAUCACCACUCUCAACGAGACUGCAACCACCGGUCUCAACUGGACUGCAACCACUACUCUUGACCAGACUGUGACCAUCACUAGCACCAACAGGUUUUUCCUCUCCUUUUAUUUUUGGACUCGAGGAGACCACGUGGGGUUCAGCACGGGGGCCAGUGAACUUCAUUCCGAAACUAUGAUGGAUCGUCCUCUGAGGACCAUUUCUUACACUGCAGAUAUAGGGGAUAUAGUUGUCAUGAUGGCUCUCAGACGAAUGUCACGAUCAAAUUCCCUGGACAAUGUGGAAGCAUCUCAUGCCUCAGAAGAUGGAAAAAGGCAAUACAAAAUGAUUUGCCACGUCUUUGAGUCAGAGGAUGCACAGUUGAUUGCACAGUCUAUAGGUCAAGCAUUUAGCGUGGCCUACCAGGAAUUUCUGAGGGCAAAUGGAAUCAAUCCAGAAGAUCUAAGCCAGAAGGAAUAUAAUAACUUGCUCAAUACCCAGGACAUGUACAAUGAUGACCUGAUUCAUUUUUCCAAAUCUGAAAACUGCAAAGACGUUUACGUUGAAAAGCAAAAGGGAGAAAUUCUAGGUGUAGUGAUUGUGGAAUCUGGCUGGGGAUCCAUUUUGCCUACAGUUAUCAUAGCCAACAUGAUGCACGGAGGACCAGCAGAGAAGUCUGGGAAACUAAAUAUAGGGGACCAGAUCAUGUCAAUUAAUGGGACCAGUUUGGUUGGCUUACCACUCUCAACAUGCCAGAGCAUUAUAAAGGGUUUGAAAAACCAAGCCCAAAUUAAACUGAAUGUAGUUAGAUGUCCUCCAGUAACCAUGGUCUUGAUCAGGAGACCUGACCUCAGAUACCAGUUAGGCUUCAGUGUACAGAAUGGGAUUAUCUGUAGCCUUAUGAGAGGAGGUAUAGCAGAGUGAGGAGGAGUGCGAGUUGGUCAUUGUAUCAUUGAAAUCAACGGGCAGAGUGUUGUAGCAACACCUCAUGAAAAAAUUGUUCGCAUUCUCUCAAAUGCUGUUGGUGAGAUUCAUAUGAAGACCAUGCCAGCUGCUAUGUACAGACUGUUAACUGCGCAAGAGCAACCAGUUUAUAUCUAA